Molecule: messenger RNA, 1041 nt
Organism: Penicillium maclennaniae
Lineage: Eukaryota; Fungi; Ascomycota; Eurotiomycetes; Eurotiales; Aspergillaceae
Product: EVE domain-containing protein
Exons: 6
Coding region: 1-1041 (346 amino acids)
Biological process (GO): regulation of DNA-templated transcription
Cellular component (GO): nucleus
Molecular function (GO): DNA binding
Source: RefSeq, a predicted model, not a curated record
AUGCCCGAAGCGACUCAGACGCCCUCCAAGCGACUGCGCAACUUGACAACUGCAACCUCGGACGGGGCUGAAGCAAUCCCUCCAGCUGCAACGCUCAAGACCGGAGAAAAGAGAAAACGUGGUCGUCCGCGCAAGAAUCCUGAGGCCCCUGAUGUUCAACCAAUAACUCCCAAGCGCGGGCGCGGCCGUCCACCCAGGAUCGCCUCGGAAAAGGAGAAUGCUUCAAAGGCAGUGGCCUCGCCGCGCAGAGAGGCCGAGGACGCCCUCGCAAGGUGCCAGGCAACUGCUGAAUCGGCGAGCCCCAAGAGGGGUCGGGGUCGGCCUCGCAAGAGCCUGCCUGCUGCAUCAAUUCCGGAUAUAUCGAGCCCUAAGAAAGGCCGUGGACGCCCACCCAAGCGCGAAAGCGUUGAUAAAGCAGUCGAGGCCGCCGUGCCUAUUGAUACCACCAAAGACUCUGACACCUCCGAGGCUAUGGAGCCGAAAGCUGAGGCUGCAACAGAGAGCGAGCCCAAAGGAGGCAAUGGCCGUUCUUACUGGCUCAUGAAGGCAGAGCCCGAGAGUCGCCUUGAGAAGGGCGUUGAUGUUAAGUUUUCAAUUGAUGAUCUUGCUGCUGCAAAGGUCCCAGAGCCCUGGGAUGGAGUUCGCAACGCCGUUGCACGCAAUAUCAUGCGGGAGAUGAAGAAGGGUGACUACGCAUUCUUCUACCACUCCAACUGCAAGGUCCCUGGGGUGGUCGGAAUCAUGGAGAUUGUGCAGGAGCACUCGACUGACGAGUCUGCCUUUGACCCUAAGCACCCGUACUACGACCCCACGUCUAACCGCGAUAGCCCCAAGUGGUCCGUCGUGCACGUCGAGUUUCGUCACAAGCUAAAGAACCCGGUCACCUUGGCUGAUCUCAAGGCCAACAGCCAAGCAGGCAAGCCGCUCGAGAACCUGAUGACCCUUAAGCAGUCAAGACUCAGUGUCUCAAAGGUGACCCCAGAUGAAUGGCGAACCAUCUUGGAAAUGGCGGGAGAGGAUCCACACGAACCCAAGUUUUAA